AUGGAUUCCCAACAACACAAGCCGCAUAGACCGUCGAAAACAAAAGAAAAGAAGAAGAAACAGAAUUCAGGAGGCACCAAUCCGAAGGCCUUCGCAGUCGCAAACCCUGGCAAGCUCGCCAGGCAGGCCGCUCGUUCACAUGAUAUCAAAGAGAAGCGCCUUCACGUUCCUCUCGUCGACCGCCUUCCCGAUGAGCCGCCGCCGAGACUCGUCGUGAUCGUCGGCCCUCCGGGUGUCGGCAAGACGACCUUACUCAAAUCCCUGGUCCGUCGGUACACAAAAGAAACCAUGUCCGAUCCCGUGGGCCCCAUCACUGUUGUCACAUCAAAGAAGCAGCGCCUUACGUUCAUCGAGUGUCCGAACGAGCUCGAAGCGAUGAUUGACAUGGCUAAGGUUGCCGAUAUCGUGCUAUUGAUGAUUGACGGUAAUUAUGGCUUCGAAAUGGAGACCAUGGAAUUCCUCAACAUCCUGGCCAAUACCGGUAUGCCGGGCAACGUCUUUGGCAUAUUGACCCAUCUAGAUCUGUUCAAGAAGCCUUCGGCGUUGAAAGAUGCGAAGAAGAGGUUAAAGCACCGUCUAUGGACUGAGUUGUACCAGGGCGCCCAUCUCUUCUACCUGUCCGGUGUUUUGAACGGCCGCUACCCCGAUCGCGAAAUUCACAAUCUAUCGCGCUUCCUGUCCGUUAUGAAGAACCCUCGUCCGCUUGUGUGGAGGAAUACUCACCCGUACACUAUUAUCGACAACUACCGCGAUAUCACCCACCCGACGAAGAUCGAGGAGGACCCGCUAUGCGACAGGACGAUCGAACUGUCUGGGUAUCUUCGCGGCACCAACUUUGCUGCCCAGGGCCAGAGGGUACAUAUUGCUGGUGUGGGCGACUUCACAAUAUCUAAGAUAGAGGAACUGCCGGAUCCAUGCCCGACUCCUGCGAUGGAGAAGGCCAUGGCCAACCUGACUGGCAAGAAGCCGCGGCGCCGUCUGGAUGAAAAGGACAAGAAGCUGUGGGCUCCAAUGGCUGAUCGGAGCGGCAUGAAGAUUUCGGGCGACCAUAUCGUUAUUACCAGGGAGAAGGGCUUCACGUUCGACAAGGACGCGAACGUCGAGCGUGGCGAGGGCGAGCAGCUUAUCGUGGAUCUGCAAGGAGAGAAGAAGUUGCUUGGUCAGACCGACAAGGGCGUCAAGCUGUUCGCCGGUGGUGAGCAGCUUACCCAGAUUCCUGAGGAGGACACGAACGAUACAGGCAGGAAGACUCAUCGGAAAGCCCGGUUCCUUGAGGAUGAUCGUCAGAACGAUGAGAAUGGCGUUCCUGAGGAUGAAGGGUUCGUCAGCGGGGAGGAGAGCAAAGGCUCUGAUGGAUCGGAUAUCGAGGAGGAGUUCGAUGAGAAGAGGCUUGGCAAGAUGUUCCGAGGCGAUGAUGAAGAGACUCAAGACGAGGAUGUAGUCUUUGCGGACACCGACUCCGAGCUUGGUUCCAUCAGCGGCGACGAAGGAGUAGACUCUGAGGAAUCCGGCUCAGACGAGGAAUUUGAUUCCGAAGAGGAAGAGGCUGUACGGUGGAAGGAGAACAUGAUGGAGCGUGCCAGGGCACUUCACGGCAAGCGGAAGCCAUGGCGAGCAAUCGACCUUGCUCGGCUCAUGUACGACACAACUCUCACACCAGCCCAAGCACUUCGGAGAUGGAGGGGGGAAGAUAACGAGAAGGAGGAGGAAGAGGAGGAGGAUAUCGAAAAGGACGAGGACACUUUCUUCCACAAGGCCAAGGAUGAGGAUGAUCUUGAGGAGGAUCGGAUGAUCCCUCACUUUGACUACGAAGAGCUGAAAACCAAGUGGUCGAAUCCCGAGAAUAUCGAUGCCCUCCGACGGACGAGGUUCUCCACAGGCCGCCCGAAGGGCGACGGUGAGGGUGACAGUGAAGGUGAAGGAGAUGGGGAUGAUGAUGAUGAUUUUAAUGGGUUCGAUGAGGACGACGAGGACGAAGGUGAUGGUGCCUUCGAGGACCUCGAAACUGGCGAGAAGCAUGGCCCCAGCAAGGAGAAGAAGGAGGAAGAGGAGAAGCCGGCGAUGAGCUUGGAAGAAGAGCGCGAACGGAAUGCUCGUCGCAAGGAAGAACUCAGGGCACGCUUUGAAGAAGAAGACCGUGAAGGUCUUCUGAAUGAUAAGGCUAUCGCCAGGAGGGAGGGCGGGCUUGAUGAGGAGUUUGGCGAGGACCAGUGGUACGAGAUGCAGAAAGCCAUGCUGCAGAAGCAGCUUGACAUUAACAAGGCCGAGUAUGCCGAGCUUGAUGAGCAUCAGCGCAGGCAGGUAGAAGGUUACCGGGCUGGCAAGUAUGCCAGGUUGGUAAUCGAAGGAGUCCCGGCUGAGUUCUGCAAGAAUUUCCAGCCUCGGAUGCCUAUUCUCGUCGGCGGGCUGUCGGCGACAGAGGACAGGUUUGGGUUCGUCCAGGUCCGGAUUAAGCGGCACAGAUGGCACAAGAAGAUCCUCAAGACAGGCGACCCCCUGAUCUUCUCUUUGGGUUGGAGGAGAUUCCAGACACUGCCCAUUUACUCAAUCUGGGACAACCGGACAAGAAACAGGAUGCUCAAAUAUACACCAGAGCAUAUGCACUGCUUCGGUACCUUUUGGGGCCCUCUCAUCGCCCCCAACACCAGCUUCUGCUGCUUCCAGUCGUUCUCGGCUAGCAACCCAGGUUUCCGGAUUGCAGCGACGGGCACGGUGCUCAGUGUCGACGAGUCUACGGAGAUUGUCAAGAAACUCAAGCUCGUCGGCACGCCGUGGAAAAUCUUCAAGAACACGGCAUUCAUCAAGGACAUGUUCAACUCGUCCUUGGAAAUUGCCAAGUUCGAAGGUGCAGCUAUCAGGACGGUAUCGGGUAUCCGCGGUCAGAUCAAGAGGGCACUGUCCAAGCCUGAAGGCUACUUCCGCGCCACGUUCGAGGACAAGAUCCUGCUCAGCGACAUCGUGAUCCUCAAGGCCUGGUACCCGGUCAAGCCGAAGCAGUUCUAUAACCCAGCAACCAAUCUCAUCGGGUGGCAGAGCAUGCGGCUGACUGGCGAGAUCCGGCGGGCGGAGAACAUUCCGACGCCACAGAACCCUAACAGCACGUAUCGCAAGAUCGAGCGCCCCGAACGCCACUUCAACCCGCUGCGCGUUCCCAAGAACCUGGCGGCCGAACUGCCGUUCAAGUCGCAGAUUGUGCAGACCAAGCCGCAGAAGAAGGAGACGUACAUGCAGAAGCGCGCGGUGGUUGUGGGCCGCGAGGAGCGCAAGCUGCGCGAUCUUAUGCAGAAGCUCACCACAAUUCGCAAAGAGAAGAUCGCGAAGCGCAAAGCAAAGAAGGAGGCGCAGAGGGAGAAGCUUAAGAAGGAGUUGGCUGAGAUUGAGGAAAGGAGGAGGGAGAAGCAGAAGAAGGAGAAGAAGGAGUUUUGGGAGAGGGAGGGCAAGAAGAGGAAGGCGAGCGAGGAAUGGGGCGGUGGUGGGAAGAGGAGGAAGUGA
Molecule: messenger RNA, 3492 nt
Organism: Thermochaetoides thermophila DSM 1495
Lineage: Eukaryota; Fungi; Ascomycota; Sordariomycetes; Sordariales; Chaetomiaceae
Exons: 6
Coding region: 1-3492 (1163 amino acids)
Biological process (GO): endonucleolytic cleavage of tricistronic rRNA transcript (SSU-rRNA, 5.8S rRNA, LSU-rRNA); ribosome biogenesis; maturation of SSU-rRNA from tricistronic rRNA transcript (SSU-rRNA, 5.8S rRNA, LSU-rRNA)
Cellular component (GO): nucleus; 90S preribosome
Molecular function (GO): GTPase activity; U3 snoRNA binding; GTP binding
Source: RefSeq, a predicted model, not a curated record